CCCCCCAGAAAAGCAAAUUGUUUAGAGAAAAAGGAGUUCAAACAAAUCUAGAAGCCGAAAAAUCUUCGGAAAUAGAAAAAGAGGCUAAAAGGUUCAGUGAAGAAAAAAUAAGAAAUUUACAAGAGGAUAUUCAAAAUUUAAAUCAAGAAAAGCAAGAGUUAAUAGAAAAGAUUAAGGAACUAGAAAAUGGAAAGUCGAUUUUGACCAAAGAAGAACAAGAAUUUAUUGAUUUCGUUGUUUCAAACUUCAAUUUCGAAGACUAUGAACAAAUGAAAAGUGCGAUUUCCGAUCUAUCAGAAACUCUGGGGGAAAGAUUUGAAAAACAAGAAGAAACUUCUUUCCCUAAUUUAAAGCAAAUCAGACAAAAUGGGGAAUUGUCAAUAUCUACACUUAUGAUGCAAAUUGAAGAAUUGAGCCUUGCUAUCCUUUCGUUGAUUAUAAAGGGAGAUGAAGAGGUGAUAAAAAAAAUUAAAGAGAAUAUUAAACUUGCCCACGAUUUUCUUCUACUUCUUCCAAAAAUAGAAGCAAGCAAAGAGGGAAGCGAAAGCGAAGAAGAAUAA
Molecule: messenger RNA, 560 nt
Organism: Racocetra persica
Lineage: Eukaryota; Fungi; Glomeromycota; Glomeromycetes; Diversisporales; Gigasporaceae
Source: the annotation of a GenBank genome assembly